Talaromyces atroroseus is the source of this 1743-nucleotide messenger RNA. RefSeq lists its product as hypothetical. The transcript has 2 exons. The coding region runs from base 1 to 1743 and encodes 580 amino acids. The record is from RefSeq and is a predicted model, not a curated record. NCBI's taxonomy places the organism in Eukaryota, Fungi, Ascomycota, Eurotiomycetes, Eurotiales, Trichocomaceae.
AUGAUUUCCACCAUUCCUCCACCCCGUCCAGCGUCUGUAAACUCCUCCGUGAUACUCCUGCCAUCCCCGGUGUCUGUCCCUAAACCGACAAAUAGACUUCCGAGAGAAAGAUUUAAAAAUAAGGAGGAUGUCGUCAACUCAACACAUUCGCUCACUGCGUCACUUGAGCGCCCCCCGGGCAUGGACCUUGAAAUGGGGGGCUUGGAGGAUUGCCCGGGGUUUCCGACUCGCACAAGUUCAUUAGGGAUACAGUUCAAAGACUUGCCGAUUGAAAUCCACGAGGCUAUCAUAGAUCAUCUAUUCGGCGAGCGAAUGUCUGGGUCGACUCUCGUGACUCACGGACGACCAGACGCUCGCAGUUGGAUCAGGUCUCUUCGACACCCCAGGCGGAAGGUUCUCUCCAAUCUUGCCCUGAUAACACCCGCGUGGAGAGACUUAGUCCAGGAGCGAAUAUACAGGCACAUUAAGGUUAAAGGGACGACAGACGGCCUGGCCGAGUGCGAAGAUUGGUUUCGAAGCAAUCCCCAUCUUGUAUGCCACGUUCGGCAUAUCGAGUACUGGAUACCGGUUUGGGGUAAUAGAGCCCAUAAGAACGUUGCGCCACAUCUCCGCGAGGUACCGCCAAUCCGGCGAUAUUUGAAUGAAGACGCGGGAUUUUUUGGCUUUUUACCGGAGACGGUGCCAGACUGGGAACUCUCAGAUAACAGGAGCCGUAGCCUGAGCAAUUUCACGUUCCACGUAGCAAGCCAUAACGCAAGUCUAGAGGAAAUAUUCCGACAUGUGAAAGAUCUGUUCUCUGAGGCCAGGAUAUUGACAUUAGAGGCCGGGCACUGCAAAAAGCCACCGUUAAUCAAACACUUUGCCGCCGACACAUCAGGCUUAACGGGGAAUCAUCAUUUGGAGCAGCUCCCUAAUAUUAGAACUCUUUUUAUGCGUGGGGCGUGGAAUAUCAUGCGAGAUUACAGGCAUUGGAUUACGAUAUCGGAAGCUCUACCUUCGCUACGAGAGUGGCACUGUGCCUAUGCGAAACCAAAAAUAGAGGGCUAUCACACUAUCUGCGGGGCAUUGUCGACUUUGUCCUCAAGCGUGGUACAUUUGGAUAUUUGCUUGGAAGGAUUUCAUAGCAAGGAGCAGUCACACUGGCUUAGCUCAAAAUUCGGGCAUCAUCAUUUAUGUCGGCUACUUGGACAGAUCGCACCUCGGUUAGAACAUCUGACAUUCACUGGAUACGUUUGCGCAAGCCUCUUUAGCACCGCCAGGACGACCAUCCUCGAUCGUCCACAAGAUGCUCGACUUCGAUCCGUGGAUCUUGUAGUAAAGACAUGCUGCAGGGAUGCCGACGACGAUUUACUGUCUCCACUACUGGAGGAGCCGCCGAGCAUAACUAAUAUGAAGUUUAUUGAGUCAUUUGAGAAGCUAGUUAUUGGUGGCGUUCGCUGUCUGGACACGUACCUUGAUCUUUCCUACAUUCGAGUCCGUUUCAUCGAUCUCGACUCUCCUUGCGCAGUUCUCAACCCGUACUUUCAAAUGGUGGACAACAAAUGCACAGGCAUCUGGAGUCCCGACAUUAUCGCAACCCUUGCUCAAGUACGACCGACGGCCCACUUCGUCGAAUUAGCCGAUGGUAUUUUUACUCAGUAUGGUGCGAACAACGUUAUUAUCGGGGCUAUUUAUCCUCGCACCAGGCCACUGAGCAUCAAUACGAACACUUACAAAAUUCUAUCCGAUGCUGCCAAAUCAUGA